This is a messenger RNA of Orycteropus afer afer, 1607 nucleotides long. It is a transcript of the gene DLK2, whose product is annotated as delta like non-canonical Notch ligand 2. NCBI's taxonomy places the organism in Eukaryota, Metazoa, Chordata, Mammalia, Tubulidentata, Orycteropodidae. The record is from RefSeq and is a predicted model, not a curated record. Gene Ontology annotation, molecular function: calcium ion binding.
CCGCCCCUGGCAGACGGCCUGAGCGCGCGCGAGGAGCCUCCUCUACCGCCGCCGCUCGGGGUCGCCUCGAGCCCCAGAUUCCCAAGUGCUCUGCUUGCAUGGCAGCCGCCUCGGUGCUUGGCCCCGCGGCCCGCUAGGGGCGACCCCGAGCCCCUUUCGCCCCUCGUGGCGAGAGUCGGAUCUGGUCCGGUUCUGCGCCCUGGGCGCGCCGCCUUCCAGCCCGAGGUGUCCUCAAGUCCGGCCAUCCAUCGGUCCGUCCCUCCUGGGGGUCGGCGCUGACCAUGCCCAGCGGCUGCCGCUGCCUACAUCUCGUGUGCCUGUUGUGCAUCCUGGGGGCACCCGGUCAGCCUGCCCGAGCCGAUGACUGCAGCUCCCGCUGUGAUCUGGCUCACGGCUGCUGUGCGCCUGACGGCUCCUGCAGGUGUGACCCAGGCUGGGAGGGGCUGCACUGCGAACUCUGUGUGAAGAUGCCUGGCUGCCAGCAUGGUACCUGCCACCAGCCCUGGCAGUGCAUCUGCCACAGUGGCUGGGCGGGCAAGUUCUGUGACAAAGAUGAGCAUGUCUGUACCACGCAGUCCCCCUGCCGGAAUGGAGGCCAGUGCGUGUAUGAUGGGGGCGGUGAGUACCACUGCGUGUGCCCACCAGGCUUCCACGGGCGUGACUGUGAGCGCAAGGCUGGGCCCUGUGAGCGGGCAGGCUCCCCAUGCCGGAAUGGCGGGCAGUGCCAAGACAACCAGGGCUUUGCCCUGAACUUCACGUGCCGCUGCCUGGCAGGAUUUGUGGGUACUCGCUGUGAGGUGAAUGUUGAUGACUGCUUGAUGCGGCCUUGUGCAAACGGCGCCACCUGCAUGGACGGGAUAAACCGUUUCUCCUGCCUCUGCCCUGAGGGCUUUGCUGGACGCUUCUGCACCAUCAACCUGGAUGACUGUGCCAGCCAUCCAUGCCAGAGAGGGGCCCGCUGUCGGGACCGUGUCCAUGACUUCGACUGUCUCUGCCCCAGUGGCUUUGGCGGCAAGACUUGUGAGCUUGUCUUACCAGGCCCAGACCCUCCGACCAUGGUGGACAUUCCCCUGGGGCCCACCCCGGCUGUGGUGGUACCCGCCACGGGGCCAGCCUCUCAUAGCGCUGGGGCUGGUCUGCUGCGGAUCUCCGUGAAGGAGGUGGUACGGAGGCAGGAGGUGGGGCUAGCGGAGUCUAGCCUGGUGGCUGUGGUGGUGUUUGGGGCUCUUACUGCUGCUUUAGUCCUGGCUACUGGGUUGCUGACCCUGAGGGCCUGGCGCCGGGGCAUCCAUCCCCCUGGACCCUGUUGCUACCCGACUCCACACUAUGCCCCGGCACACCAGGACCAGGAGUGUCAGGUCAGCAUGCUGCCAGCUGGGCUCCCCUUCAUGCCUGACCUGCCCUGUGAGCCUGGAAAGACCACAGCGCUGUGAUGGAGGUGGGGGGCUUUCUGGCCCUCCUCCAUGCCUCAGACUGUAGUGGUCUUUUCUUGUCACCCCUUACCAGGGGUAUACACACUGAGGGACCUCAACCUCACACGAGAAAUGCUAUUUUUUUUAAUACACAGAAUGUAAGAUAGGAAUUUUAUCAAAUAAAACUAUGAAAAU